Molecule: messenger RNA, 941 nt
Organism: Wallemia mellicola CBS 633.66
Lineage: Eukaryota; Fungi; Basidiomycota; Wallemiomycetes; Wallemiales; Wallemiaceae
Exons: 6
Coding region: 177-563 (128 amino acids)
Source: RefSeq, a predicted model, not a curated record
AAAACGUACCUUGGGACAGUACGCCUUUAAUCGUUGAGCGCUGGUUACCGAAGGAUGCUUUACCACACUGGAGUGUAAACAGCCACGCCAUACAUGUUGUCCUUGACAGAAACAAUGGCAAAGCGUCAAGCGAUCUCUACGUCGAAGUAGUUUCUACGAAGAUAAGGGAUGAUAUUAUGCGUACAAAGCAGCACUCUGUGCUUGAAUCAAGGGGCAGAUCGCGUUAUGUUAACAUUCUAGCUUCUUCUCAGGAUGAGCUUUUUAGAGCAAUUUUCCCGAGCUGGUGCAAUGACAACGGCGACUACUCCAAGCUCAUUUCUGAUCAUGAGUUGGGCACACUCAUUGAUCUCUGCGAGCGCGUUGGGAAGAAGGCUAUCCAGCAUAUGCCUCCAAAGAUGCAUUUCUGCAAGGAACAGCAGAAUCCAUUCAACAUGCUCAUGUCAAUCGUUAGCAAGAUGCCAUGGUCUUCGAUUCCAAGAGACAAGCGCAAGAACCUAUAUCGCCGUUACCAGAAUGCUUUAAAUGGUGAGGAUCGAGUUCUUAUGAUCAUGUCUAACAAUUGAUACAGACUGUGUAAAGAGUUGGUAUAGCGCUAUCAAGACCAAUGUAGCCCGCUGAAGUGUUUACAGAAUCGAUAGAGAUUAUUCUACUCCACAUCGAAGCGAAUGAAGAGAGUAUCGAUGUCCAGUUAUUGAUCCGAUUGGUGAGAUCCCCUAUGUCUAGAUGAGCUUUUUUGACACUAUCUAAGCUUACAGUAGCUUUCGCAUGUCCAGGUAGGGAUAUCUUAUUCCUUUUCAUUUUCCAGUUUCAUACCCAAAUAGCAUUCAAUGACGAGCAGAAAGAUGUCUUCCUUUUGAUGUCUAAACUGGAUGUAAACGCGCUACCAUCCGCUUCAAUUAGGCACUCUUAUGCGCCAAAAUUAGGUCUAGGACUAGGCGCUU